Messenger RNA from Neoarthrinium moseri, 1728 nucleotides. RefSeq lists its product as uncharacterized. Gene Ontology annotation, cellular component: peroxisome; cytoplasm; mitochondrion. The record is from RefSeq and is a predicted model, not a curated record. Gene Ontology annotation, biological process: response to hydrogen peroxide; hydrogen peroxide catabolic process. Bases 1 to 1728 code for a protein of 575 amino acids. Gene Ontology annotation, molecular function: catalase activity; heme binding. The transcript is spliced from 2 exons. Lineage: Eukaryota; Fungi; Ascomycota; Sordariomycetes; Amphisphaeriales; Apiosporaceae.
AUGGCACCCUCAGCAGACACCUCUUUUGCUGCGCAUGCAGCAGAUCAGUUUACCGCCUAUAAGGACGAUCGCGAGACUAAAUCUCAGGAUGUCUUGUACUCUACCAGCAAUGGGGUCCCGAUGCCCCAUCCUUACGAGACACAACGAGCAGGCGAGAAUGGUCCUCUGUUGCUCCAAGACUUCCAUCUGAUUGACCUUCUAUCACACUUUGACCGCGAGCGCAUUCCCGAGCGCGUGGUCCAUGCCAAAGGGAGUGGCGCGCAUGGAUUCUUUGAGUGCACCAACCCGAUCCCCGAUCUUACACAGGCCGACGUCUUCUCUGAGAAGGGAAAGAAGUGCUCGGUAACAGCCCGGUUCUCGACUGUCGGUGGUGAAUCGGGGUCGCAUGAUUGCGCCCGUGACCCUCGUGGCUUUUCAGUCAAGUUCAGAACCGAGGAUGGCAAUUGGGACAUGGUCGCAAACAACACCCCCGUCUUCUUCUUGCGCGAUCCAGCCAAGUUCCCUCACUUCAUCCACACGCAGAAGAGAGAUCCCGCAACACACCUGACGCACGCCGACGACUCAACUAUGUUUUGGGACUACCUGUGUAACAAUCCAGAGUCAAUACACCAGGUCAUGAUUCUCAUGGGCGAUCGCGGCAUUCCGGACGGUUACCGGUUCAUGCAUGGCUAUUCCGGCCACUCGCUGAAACUGGUCAACAAGUCAGGGGACUGGGUGUAUGCCCAGGUUCACUUCAAGUCCCAACAGGGAACCAAGUUCAUCACCCAGGAGGAUUCAGCGAGCAAGUCCCCAGACUACUCGCAGAAGGACCUUUACGAGGCCAUCGAGCGCGGUGAUUAUCCGAAGUGGGAUGUCUCCAUCCAGACCAUGACACCAAAGCAGGCCGAAGAGGUGUGGGAGACACAGAGAAUCAAUGUCUUUGACUUGACUCACGUCUGGCCCCAAGGCCAGUUCCCGUUGAGGAAGAUCGGCGAGUUCACUCUCAACGAGAACGCUGCCAACUACUUCGCGGAGAUCGAGCAGGUGGCAUUCAACCCUUCGCACAUGCCCCCUGGCAUUGAACCCUCGGCCGACCCGGUAUUGCAGUCACGACUGUUCUCCUACCCUGACACACACCGCCACCGUAUUGGUGUCAACUAUCAACAACUGCCUGUCAAUGCCCCCCGCUCCGGGUUCAAGAUGGGCAAUUUCCAGCGCGAUGGGCAAAUGGCGUUCUACAAUCAGGGAUCGAGGCCAAACUACUUGAGUUCCAUCGAGCCCAUUUCGUUUAGACCUCGAACAGUCAACCUGGACAAGGCGCAUGGUCACUUCUCCGGCCAGGCCAUUGCCUUCAUGUCCGAGAUUCGGUCCGAAGACUUCAAUGCUCCCCGAGCGCUCUGGAAGAAGGUGUUCGACGAGCCUGCCCGCGAGCGGUUCAUCAAUAAUGUCGCAGGGAAGAUGGCUAUGUGCAAGAAAGAAGAGCUUCUCAAGCGGCAGAUUGCUAUCUUCCGCGAGGUGGAUGGUGAUAUUGCCACGAGACUGGAGAAGGCAACAGGCAUCAAGGGCUACGAUGGCAUUGCAAACAUGCGCUUCAAUGGGACGCACAAUGGCAUGGCCACAGACCCCAAGUUGAAGCAUGCCAACGGAAUGAACGCCAGCUGCGGGGACAGUAUUCCUGGCAGCAACGGCGCGCCUAAGUCUGGCACCCAUUUGGCUACGAACGGAACCAACGGGAUCAACGGUCAUUAG